Molecule: messenger RNA, 5830 nt
Organism: Calliphora vicina (urban bluebottle blowfly)
Lineage: Eukaryota; Metazoa; Arthropoda; Insecta; Diptera; Calliphoridae
Gene: Hsf
Product: Heat shock factor
Exons: 10
Coding region: 284-2671 (795 amino acids)
Biological process (GO): regulation of DNA-templated transcription
Molecular function (GO): sequence-specific DNA binding; DNA-binding transcription factor activity
Source: RefSeq, a predicted model, not a curated record
UUGUUGAAAGUACGUGUGUAAAGAAAAACGAAUUUGUGAAAAUUUUAACUACGCUGUUAAAAAAAAAUUAUUUCUUUAAUUCAAGGCUAAUAAAAUUAAUAAUUUUUUAUACAACCGCUAAAUAAAGUCUAUUCAGAUUGUUUUAUAUCAAGUUAUAUUAAAAAUUCUGUUAUUUAUUAGAGGCAAACGUAAAUAUAAGAAAUCAUAUAGUGUCUAGAGAUUUAUGAAAUAAACUUUCAAAAUAGAGCCAAAUCUAGAAAAUAAUUCUCCAAAAGGAAAAGGGAUGCAUACAUUCAGUGAGACGGGCGCUGGUGUGCCGGCCUUUUUGGCCAAGCUUUGGCGAUUGGUUGAAGAUCCGGAAACUAAUAAUCUCAUUUGUUGGAGCAAGGAUGGACGAAGUUUCAUUAUCCAAAAUCAGGCCCAAUUUGCUCGCGAAUUGUUACCUCUCAAUUACAAGCACAAUAAUAUGGCCUCCUUCAUAAGACAAUUGAAUAUGUAUGGUUUUCAUAAAAUAACUUCCAUUGAUAAUGGUGGUUUAAAGUUUGAUCGAGAUGAAAUGGAAUUUACGCAUCCCUGUUUUAAACGGAAUUGCCCAUACUUACUGGAACACAUUAAACGGAAGAUUGCUUCUACAAAAUCUGUUGAUGAGAAGUCUGCUUUAAAGCCUGAAGCUGUAACAAAAGUUUUACAAGAUGUGAAGGCCAUGCGUGGACGACAAGAUUCAUUGGAUUCUCGUUUCUCCGUAAUGAAACAGGAAAAUGAAGCUUUAUGGCGUGAAAUUGCAUCUUUGCGGCAGAAACACGCAAAGCAACAGCAGAUUGUAAAUAAAUUAAUACAAUUUUUAAUAACGAUUGUACAGCCACAGCGUAAUAUGACCAGUGUAAAGCGGCACAUGCAGUUAAUGAUUAAUGACAUACCGGACAAGUCUAAAGUGCGCAAGGGUAGUGAAUCGGAAUCGGAAUGCGGACCGGUAAUUCAUGAGUUAGGCGAAGAACUGCUCGAUGAAGUAUCUGAAGUUGAACCCGAAUUAAUGUUGCCGAAUAGCCCCUUUGCUCGAGUUGCUACACCUGCAACACCCUCAACAGAUCCCGACGCUGCGCAUUCACCACACAAUAUAGAACGUCCACAGUCAAGUGUUAGUAUGAUCUCUCAAAAUUAUGACUUCUCUAAUCAAAGUACUGAAGAUGCUAGUGGCUAUUUGAGCCCAGCCGCUGCGGCUGUCGCAGCUGCCAAUGAUGGACUUAUACAUACCAUUAAUAAUGACGGUUCAAAAAUAUUUUACCACAUAACUGAGGUGCCCGAUGCACAACCUCAAGAAACAAAAAUAAGUCCCGUUAGCUACAAUGAAGAUAAUGUGCUAACAACACCGAUGGUGCGUGAGGAGAUGGCUCGCAGCCAAAUGUUAAAACAGAAAAAUCGCCAGAGGCGCAUCAAAAAUGAAUACGAAAUAGAAAAUCGCGUUAAAGUGGCUGGUCCCUCUGGUGCAAAAGUACAGCGUGUUGCCAGCCAACCACAAACAUCCACAAAGGAACAGCAACAACAACAGCAAAUAGCACAUCAGCUUCCACAACCGAUUCAAAUUAAAUCAGAACAAGAUGCAGCUAUUGAUCCCAUGCUUUUCUUAAAUGUCUAUCCUGAUAAUCGUGGUCUAAAACCGGAUCCAAAUUUGAUUUCUCCCAAUUUUAGCGAAGAUUCACGCCAGUCAAAUUCCAAUAACACUGGUAGCUUUUUUAUCAAUACUCCAACUUCAUCUGCAAACACAACAUCGCCAGCACAAAACGACAUACUGUCAGGCAACAGUACCGACUUGUAUAACCCAAACAGUUUCAUUACUAACGACAUACCGGCUGAUAUAUUUGAAGAUAAUUCCCUAAUGUCUGCCGAAGAGAAUAGUAACAUUGGGGCCAAUGACAAUUUCAAACAAACUCAACAACAGCAGUUUGGUCAUUCUACUGUUAACAGUGGCAAAUUUUCAACAUAUUUGUCUGGAUCAUCAUCAGGAAAUUGUGGAUCACAGCCAUCUACUUCUGCCGCCGCUGCUGCUGCAGCCAUUUCAUCGACAAAUAAUAACAUCAACAAUAAUAAUAAUAAUAAUAAUUCUCAAAAGGCUGUAGCCAGUUCGUCAUCACCGUCUACAUUGAAAAACGACAAUGGCACUAACAUGGCUCUCACCAAAUACAAGAACAAUCCAGAUGUUAUGCGUAAUGAAGUCAGCGGACACAUAGACAUUGUGCAGGACGAACUGGAAGGUUUGAAAGAUUUACUCCGUAGUGAUGUUUACUCUUUGGAUCACAAUACGUUGCUAGGUAUGCCUUUAAACGGAAUCAACUCUAUACAGAAUUCAAAACUCAAUGCGUUUGAGAACAAUAAUCAUCGAAUAUUUUUGCCGCCAGCUAUGGAAGAGGAUAUUCUCAAUAAGCUCUUUACUGAUUCGGAUAUUUUGGGACCAUAUGGUUUACAUUUAACCAAUGACGGUGGCUAUAGCAAUGAUAAAAAAGGAUCGGAAUUGAUGACAUACCAACCAAUGUAUGAUUUAUCCGAUAUUAUAAAUGAUCAAAAUGAUUUAGAUGCUGAUGUCAACAUGUCCCCGAAUUCUUCAUUGCAAUCACAACAACAAUCUAACCUGGACUAUAGCAGUAAUUCUGUCCUUAAUACACCGUAUCAUGAAUAAAAUCUUGUAAAUAAAUGGAUAUUUCGAAGUUAUGAAUGCCAGUUACAUAUUACAAAAAUAACAAAAAUAUAAUCAAUCAAUAACGAAGCAUACAAAUUACUGAUGAGACAAAGGAAUUCUAUGUAUUUAUAUUCUGGAUACACACAAAAACCCUAAUGUUAAAUUUUUUUACUACUUAUUAUUAUUAUAUUAUUAUUCAGACGAUGAUUAAUAAUUAGGUUUAAAUAACUAAAUAGGAUACACACACACAUAUACAUCACAGACAGACACAUACAUAUGUAUAUGCAUAUGUAUUUACAGUUAUAUUCAUAAUUAAUUUUGAAAUUAACUUUAACUUUUUAUACAAAGUUUUAAAAUAUUUAUAGUCUAUAACUUGGUGGAAAUAUGUUGAAAUGUACGUUAAGUGUUUUUUGUUGUUUAUGUUUAUUUUAAGUUUUAUUUUUUAAUGAAUAAUAUGAACAUUUAUUCGAAAUAUAUAUGGGCAGAAACACUAUUCUUUUAAAAUCUAUGUAACCGACCUCUACUGUUCAUUUUUUUAAGUGUUUAUGAUUUUGACAAAAUAUCUAAUAAUUUUCCAACAAAAUUGCAAAAUAGUACAUACAUAUAAAACAUCGUGGAUGGGUGGUUGAAACUAAGCUAAAAUGAUAGAGUUUAAAUAUAUUUAAAUAAGUGUUUAUAAGCGGAAAACGAUUCAUAAUUUUAAUCCAACACAUUUUGCUAAUGCAUAUCUAAGACCACGCGCGGAUCCAAGAAGGUGAAAAAAAGAGAAAAAAAACGUUAAAUUCGUGUUUUUCGCGAUUAAAAUUUGUAAAAUGCAUGUAAUAUAGAAGACUAAACAUUUUGAGUUUCAUUCUUGAGUUUGUUAUAAUAGAGUUUAAAAUAUAUUUUCACGCUGAUGCUAUUAAUUUUUCACUUAAAUUUUAAAUUAAAAAAUUAUUUUUUUUUAAAAAAAAAAUUUUAAACCGCGAUAACUUUUGGGCCCUACUAAAGUAAUUCACGUCAACGGAAUUUAAACGCUGAAGUACUACUUUUUGUUUCUGAACAAAAUUUACUCAAAUUUAAACAUAAUUGUGUUUUUGCCCAUAUACUAACUAAGUACAUAUCGAUGGCUUAAUAUAGAAAGGUCGUAUCUCAACUUUUAGUUACUUUACAGGAGAAGGAAAAAAACUCAAUAAUAUCAGAAAGUGAAAUUGAAAAAAAAACAACUAAAAAAAUAUUUUUAGAAAAGUCGUUUGUUUUAAUAUAAACCAAAAAUAUGCAUUCAACUUUAAAUGAGUUAGGGGUUUUUCUUUCAAACGAUUUUUUAAAUGAGUUAGGGCUUUUUAAUAAUUACUAUAAAUCUGUUAUUCGUCAACAUAAGAAACUGAAUUUUUUAAGGGAGGUCUAUUUUAGUUAUGUCUACCAGAAUAUGUAAAAAACUCGAUUUUGUAAAAAAAAAACGAGAUACGACCUUUCUAUAUUAAGCCAUCGAUAUUAUGUAUGUGUUUUUGGAAAGAAUUAUGAAUUGAAAUUCAACUAAACAUAUACUAAGACCACGAGUAUUACCCCAUAAUUAUUAUACCAACAUAUUUGGUUUUAAUAUAAUGUUUCGACCGACCAUCAACGAAAUUUCAAUCAAUAUUCGCGCAUAAUAUCCAAUAUUUUAUAAAUUUACUUUUGUAAAUAACUAAAUGAAUGUGACGACAUUUACAUUUUAAUCGUAACAUCGCAUAUCGCUGUUGCUGAUGAUUUAAGAACAGCUAAUAUUUUUGGUGAUUUUAAAACCGACGUCAAAUUCUAGAUGUUGAUAUUGCUUGUGAUUACGAAUUUUAACACAAUUUUCGAAAAUAAUUUGUAUAAAAUAAUAUUGUGUAACCCACAAUUUUUUUAGUUGCUGUUCUAGUGUUACAUACGUACUUUCCUUAAAUUAUCAUUAUCAAUACAAAAGUGAGGUAAGCUAACUUCAAAAGUAGGUGGAGCUGAAAAAAUAUUUUGCACAGAACAUAAUAUAACAAAUGAAUGUAGCAAAAGUGGUGUAAGUUGAAUAUACCAUAAAAUAAAUAGUUUGGGGUACAUCUCUUUUGCACUCUUAAGGUAUGUAUAAGUUUAUCAUUGCGUUUGUAAUUUCUACAUUUCUCAUUUGCUAUUCCAUAAAGUAUAUCUAUUAUGGAUCGUUAUAGAUAGCGGAGUCGAUAUAGCCAUGUCCGUAUGUACGUUGAAAUCAACUUCACGAAGCCCCCAAAUAACUUACAUGAUUCAUAUAUCAGUAUAUCCGCAAUAGUCCCGGUUCGAUUGCUAUUAUUCGGGAAAAUCGGCCCACAAAAGGCUGAGAUAUAAGCAAAAAACCACGACUACCUCGAUAUUUUACCUACUUUUUUUAUUUAUCUAUAUUCGGAUUACAAAAUUAUUUAUAUAGACAAUAUGAAUAUUUUAUGAUAGACAAUGAAAGGCCUUUUCAGAGUCAUAGUAUUUUGGACUUACAAUGGGUCAAAAUCAGGAAAAAUCUCUUUUAACUCGACUUAUUUUUCACCAAACAAUUCAAUCUUUAUCUUGAAGUUUAUUUUAGUGAAGGGUAUGUAAGAUUCCACACAACCAAAUAUAGCUACUGGUUGAAUAAUAGAAACGAAAUAUUUUAAUGAGUUCAGCAGAUAUGGUAACAAUUUUAUUUAUUUUCAUUUAAUUUUUAAAUAAAAUAUUUAAUUUGUUUGUUUGUCUGUAGUUUUACUACUACUUUUUGGAAAGAAAAUUGUAAAAAAUAGCAAACGAACGGACAAGCUUACGAAAUAUUUGAUUUUUUAAUAAGAAUAAAAAUACUGCUACAUUGCUUAAAUAUGUUUAGAGUUACAUACAUUUGAGAUGCAAAUUUUAAAAAUAAAUUGCAAAUUAUAGAAUUAUACGCUUUUUUAUAUUUCCUUAUGUUUUAUUUAAUACAUACUUUUAAAAAUUAAUGACAAAGUUUUAAAACGUUUAAAAAGUUAAUAAAAUUAAUACUAUUGAAAAUAUUAUUAAAUAAAAUUAUAACUAACAAAACCAUACUGAUUAUUAAUCACAAAAAAAUUAAAAUAAAUACUAAUCAUAAGAUUAUUAUAUAUAAUUAGGUAUUUUUUAAUAAAACACUGAAUAAAAUAAAUAAAAAUGUAUGAUUAAUGUACAUCACUUUAUAUGAAAACCUAACAUAAA